CCCAAACACAAAACAGCAACAGUUGUUCCUGCGAUGCAACUGUCAAAACGGAGCUUUUCCGAGCUCUGUAUGUACCACACAAUGGGGGUGAAGGGAUUAAGCUCCGAAGUGCUUGCCUCGAGGCAGUUUUUCCCUCGAGUUUGAAGCAGCAGUUGAAUUAAAUUCUGGGCGCUUGAUUUUUAUUUAUGAAUCUCCCGUUGCCUGAUUCACAGUAUUGCACCCUCGAGAAAUUAAAUGUGAUAGAAUAGUAUUGUUGUUCCUUCUAUAAUUUAUUUAAAUAUUUCGCCACCAAAUCUCAGAUCAACAGUUGCAAAAAACGUAAGUUCAAAAAAACGGGUAACACGGGUUUUCCUGUGAAAAAUCGAUUCCAGUUAUCCUGCAAGACUAUGCUGUCAAAUAUCCGAGCUUUUGCUAUCCUGCUGCUGUGAGAAGUAAGUGACUUGACGUGUUGUCCGGGUGCAAUGAAUUGCGAGUAGUAGACUCGUGUUCGCCAGGAUCCUCGUAUGACCCAAGAUGAUUGUCACCUCUGCUUCUGGCCUGGAUAGCACUCCGACGCUCGGCACCGUAGAGGUGACCACGCUGCUGGGCGCCUUUUUCGGGGUCCUCGUUCUACUGCUCCUGUUGUUUCUCUUCAUCAGUCGCAGGUGCUGCUUCCACUACCGCCAUGCAAUUAACUGCUGUGACGAGCGCCACCUGGCAGUCAAGUGUGUGCAGAAGAUCACUCGCAAGAGGCGUUACGAGAACACCAGUUCCGAUUCGGAGGAGGACAUACUGCGGCGUCUACGGUGGCACCAUCAGCACCAGCUGGGCGAGAAGCCUGGCGGAUACGGGCUGGGAAUAAGCCAGGCUAAUCCGCUGACGGCGCAGAGCUUUAACUACCACCAGGCAGGCGCCGGUGCCGACCUGCAGAGGGUGACGUUAACGCGUGACCCCUUAGCCAUCGCCGAGCGUGGCAAGGUUGGAAUCCCGUCGUCGCACAGUGAGUGCAGCUCCAACGACUCCAUGGAGGUCUCAGUGGACAGUCACAUAGGCAUCCUGACGGGCCUCAGCAAAGGCACAACCACAGUCCCCCACCCGGCAACAGCCUUCCGCAACCCGUGUGCAGGACACCGGCCCACAACCCAGGCUUUGAAGUACCAGCACCGGGUCGACUUGGCUGCUGCGCCCAAACUGGACAAGGAACGGGACAACGUGCUGGUGGUGCCCAUGGUCAAUGGCUACAGCAUCAACAACAACAACUCGAUUACAACCAGCAAUAACAACCCCAGCAGCAACAACAACGAUGACGAACCCCUUUUCGACACCAGCGACUUGCGUUCGGUCAAGUCGGAUGACCUUCUGGUGGGGGUGGACCACAAGGAGUCGCCCGUUCAGAGGGGUCCCAUCGAGCUGGAGUUGUCGCUGCUGUACGACGCCCCGAUGCGGAAAAUGACAGUGCACGUGAUGCAGGCCAAAAACCUUCCGCCCCUAGGUAGUGGACAGGCCACCCAUACGCAGGUCCGGAUGUUAAUGCUGCCGAGCAAGAAGCAGAAGCUCAAAACCAAGAUCCGCAGCGGCGAAACCCCACAGUAUAUGGAGAGCUUCCUGCUGCACCGCGUCAACCCAGAAGAUGUGAACAACAUGGGGCUGCGUGUGCGGCUUUACGGCUGCGAGCGGCUGCGUAAGGAACGCCUGAUCGGGGAGGCGUAUGUGAGCUUCGCCACUGUAGACCUUGAACUGGAGACAAACCUAUGGCUGCCCCUAGAGCCUCGCAACACCUCUUCAGGCCUGGGCUCUACCAGCGAUCUGUUAAGCCUUGCUCGGUCAGAAAGCGCGGGCUCCACCUCGUCCAUGCAGCAUGGGGGCGUGUCUGAGUUGCUGCUGGGUUUGAGCUACAACGGGGUCACCGGGCGGCUGAGCGUGGAGAUUAUUAAGGGCAGCCACUUCCGUAACGUGUCGCUGAACAAGGCGCCCGACACGUACGUUAAAAUGGUUAUGGUCAGCAGCAUCGGACAAGAGAUCUCCCGGGCCAAAACGUCAAUCCGCAGGGGUCAACCCAACCCGCUUUUUAAGGAGACAUUUGCCUUUCAGGUAGCCCUGUUUCAGCUCAACGAUGUUACGCUGAUGAUCUCCGUGUACGCCAAACGGCACAUGAGAAAAAACGAGAUGGUCGGCUGGUUCAGCCUGGGACUGAACUCGUCCGGAUCUGAAGAAGUGGCCCAUUGGGCAGACGUGUGUGAGAUGCCCAAGGGCGAGAUGCUGGCGCGUUGGCAUGUGCUGGUGGACUCCUGAUUUGAGCAGCUGGGCCAGUCCUUCGGACGCAGCGGAAAGGCCCUCCGAAAACUGGGUUUCGCUGCAUUCAAGGACCGGUCCCGCGAGAAGGGCUCGAAGGAGUCCCCUCUGAAGGAGGACGGAGCUCAAUUCCAUGCUUAUGACGCGGUCGCACUUGAUAUUGAGCCAGGCCUGCAGCUUGACUUUGUCUAAAGCAGAGGUCGGUGUUUGUGAUUUGUUUUUACAAGGGUCGAUGCCAAAUGACGGUUGCCGUUGACGAGUGCUUGGCCCAGGAUGAGACCAACUAAGAGGUAGGGCCAUCCGAACAAUCUAGCCCAACUGGGCAAUAAAAUAUUUGUAAUUUGAAAUCAAUUUUGUUCAUAAAAUGUAUAAAAUAUGAAAACUUCAAAGAAAUCACCUAGAAUAUUCAAAUUUUAUACGCAAUGACACGUAAAGUGCAUACCAGUACUUAAAUAACUACUUCAAAUUUAAAUUUUAUGAUUGUUUGUGAUAAAGAAUACUAUAUGAAAUACCAGAGGGCCGAACAGAGCGUAUUAAAGAUUUUGAGUGCACAUUUGUGCAUCUGUACAAGUUACGGAUGAGGGACGAAUUGUUGUAAUUGACCUUUCUGCAUCUUAUAUUUAAACAUUAAGUCCGGCACUAGCUGCCCAAAGUCUAUUGAGACUAGCACUUUUUUAUUACCAAAAUAUGAAAAUCAAAAACACAUAAAAACAAUUGUAGCCACUGCAUACAUAUAUACAUGAAACCAGCAAUUUACAUACCUUAACAAACCUACGUAUGGAACUCUUGUUUUUUUGAUCAAGAGCCAUGCGCAUGUUCCAGUUUUUAUAUUUAAGAAAAGACAAAAGUAUCGGUAGCUUAGAAUUUAAACGCACAAAUACAUCUUCUACAUUCGAAGAAAAGUUGAAAAAAAUGUUGGAUGAAAAAUUUAGGAAAUCUCCGAGUGCAAGCAUGCUAAAUCGCGUGUAGGGUAAGAAGAGGGAAUUCAUUAGAGCUUAAUUUAUAUUUAGGGAUCAGACUAAAAGAAGAGUCUGACGAUAGUUGACAGUCGUUGUAGCUGUACUUUACGAAAAAAAAGGGACUUUGGUUUUGCAUUGAGGUGCGUAAAUUACACAACUUAAAAGAAACUUAAAGAAGAAAACUUAAAGCUUUAAAAAAUAUUUAAAUAAAUUUGUUUGUAAACUAAAAAUUAAAUCGAAACCCAUAAGAACAAAACAAUUAAGGUAUUGCCAUGCGCAUCUAACGUAAUAAUUAUUUGAAUGUUGAAUAAAAGGAGCGUAUUUUGCCUUUCAUGUAUUUAUACCCUUUAAAAAUCUGUAUGUUUUACGUGUCGAAUAUUUUAUAACCGCAAUUCGAAUAAAUAUGUGUUCCUAGUUAAUACAAAGGCCAUUUAUAUGCUAGGUCUAUACUCUUAUUUGGGAAAGAGAGCGAGGCCAAAUCUAGCCAACUAAAGGAAAUCGUUAAUGACAGUAUUACACAUUUCCAAAUUCAACAGUACAACGGCCGU
Molecule: messenger RNA, 3778 nt
Organism: Drosophila santomea
Lineage: Eukaryota; Metazoa; Arthropoda; Insecta; Diptera; Drosophilidae
Gene: Syt14
Product: synaptotagmin-16
Exons: 5
Coding region: 514-2271 (585 amino acids)
Source: RefSeq, a predicted model, not a curated record